Messenger RNA from Loxodonta africana (African savanna elephant), 1198 nucleotides. Its product is annotated as olfactory receptor 1G1-like. The transcript has 2 exons. Gene Ontology annotation, cellular component: plasma membrane. The record is from RefSeq and is a predicted model, not a curated record. Bases 155 to 1180 code for a protein of 341 amino acids. Gene Ontology annotation, biological process: G protein-coupled receptor signaling pathway. Gene Ontology annotation, molecular function: G protein-coupled receptor activity; olfactory receptor activity. Lineage: Eukaryota; Metazoa; Chordata; Mammalia; Proboscidea; Elephantidae.
UUGACUGGAUGGCAAUGGAUUUUUUUGUUGUUGUUGUUAUUAAUAUUGUGAGGCCAUCUUUAUUUUAUGCUUUUGCUUUCAUUGAAACAAUUUCAGGGCAAGGAAAUCUCCUAAAGUGUCAUCCUUCAUUUUAUUCCUUAGUUACGCCAAUGACAUGAAACCAGAAAACCAUACCAGUGUCUCUGAAUUCCUCCUCCUGGGCCUCUCUGAGCAGCAGAAGCAGCAGCCUUUCCUCUUUGGUAUCUUUCUGGGCAUGUACCUGGUCACUGUGGUGGGAAACUUACUCAUCAUCCCGGCCAUCAGCUCAGAUCCACACCUCCACACCCCCAUGUACUUCUUCCUGGCCAACUUCUCCUUCACUGACCUGUGUUUGUCAUCUACCACCGUUCCCAGGAUGCUGGUGAGCAUCCAGGCUCACAAGAACACUAUCCCCUAUGCUGGAUGCCUGUCUCAGGUCUACUUCUUCCUGUGGUUCAUUGGUCUAGAUGUUUUCCUCCUGGCGGUGAUGGCUUAUGACCGGCUUGUGGCUAUCUGCCACCCUCUUCACUACACCUUGGUCACGAGUCCCAGGCGCUGCAUCCUGCUGGUGGCUAUGUCUCUAAUACUUGCUCAAUUAUACUCUCUAACUCACACAAUUCUCCUGACUCAGUUAUCCUUCUGUGCUGGCAACGUCAUUCCGCACUUCUUUUGUGAACUUCUCCCCCUGUUGAAGCUCUCUUGUUCCAAUACUUAUGCUAACCAAUGUGUGCUGAUGUACUGGGGAGGGGCAUUAACCAUCUUGAUCCCACUGCUAAUCAUCACUUCUUACAUCCGUAUCGUGGCUGCCAUUGUGAGGGUCCCAUCGGCAAGUGGGAAGUGGAAGGCCUUCUCCACCUGUGGCUCCCACCUCUCAGCAGUUUGCUUGUUCUAUAUGUCUGCUAUUGGAGUGUACUUCAUUCCCUCCAUCGCUGACUCAGCUGGCAAGGACAGGAUUGCAGUAGUGAUGUAUGCUGUGGUGACACCCAUGCUGAACCCAUUCAUCUACAGCCUCAGAAACCAAGACAUGAAGGGUGCCUUGGAGAGACUCUUGAAAGGGAAAGUGACCUACUUCUAUCCAGGGCCUCAAAACUGGGUCAAAACAGCAUUUCAAAAAGAACUAUAUUGCACCAGCAUGUGUUCACAGAUUCAAGAAGUCGAAUGAAAUCAAAGCAGGGUAAAU